GUUGCCGCAGGUCUGGGCACCUCUCAAAAUCGUGAUUCCCAGCCUGGGUUCCAAACUAGCGACUGUGACUCCCCAGAGGCCUUCUCCACGCACUCCACCCCGUGGGGGAAAAUGAUCCCCAGCACUGUGAACCAAGUGGGGCCGGCGUCGCGUCACUUCCGGCUCAACGCCCGCCCGCCGCUCAUGUGCACAAGCCCAGCUGCUCCCAGUCGAGCGGACCCCUUCCGGAACGGGCCGCACGCGUUGAGGAACCUGGGCGGUCCCACGCUGAGGGCCCCCUCCGAUGUGCAUCCGGGGCGGAUGGUCCUCCAGCUGAGUCCGGAGGAGGACCAGGCGAUCACUUGUCUUCUCAAACUGCGCUACCAAGGCGCCGCAGACACUCAGGUCGGCCGGGGUGACUUCGGUCCCGCAGACGAGGGGCUGCCCGGCGGUACAGUUGCGGGAUGGGUGGAGUUCAGGCAAAUGGACACCGUGGAACAUUACGAGGAAUACAUGCUACCGAUCCCGAGCAACGUCCCUGACGCUGAGCUCACAAGAGCUGAAAAACAAAAGACGGCCACUGAAGCGCCUCCGGUAGCCGCUGCCCUGGACGGACUCUCUGGCAAUUGACCUUUGCAGUGGACUCACGGAAGAAGUCGUGAACCAUGAGCUCAGUGGCAGUGUUGACCCCCGAGAGCUUUGUGGAGCAUCGCGACGGCCUGAAGGACCAGGAGAUUAUCGGCUGCGUCCACGAGGACGAGGCCGACAUCCCCACCUACCUGGAGGCCUUCCCUCCUCUGCCAGAAAAGGGUGCGCCGGGGGAGGAGGCGGCCCCCGCCUGGGGGGCUACCAUCAGGCCCAUCAAAGCUUCCGUCAUCACUCGGGUGUUCCACGUGCCCCUCGAGGAGCCCCGCUACAAGGACAACAGCCAGUUCGGGGAGGGCGAAGAAGCUAAAGUCUGCUUGGACAUCAUGCAACGAACAGAAGCCCACAUUGAGCUCUCCCUGGCUAAAGACCAGGGCUUGUCCAUCAUGGUCACAGGCAAAGUGGACUCCGUCAUGAAGGCCCGCAAGGAGAUUGUGGCCCGACUGCAGACUCAGGCCUCAACCGCCGUCGCCAUCCCCAAGGAGCACCACCGCUUUGUCAUCGGGAAGAACGGCGAAAAGCUGCAGGAACUGGAGCUCAAGACCGGGACCAAGAUCGGAGUUCCGCGGCCGGACGACCCCAGCGCCGACAUCCGCAUCGCCGGGACCAAGGAGGGCAUCGAGAAGGCGCGGCACGAGAUACUGCUGAUCUCUGCGGAGCAGGACAAGCGUGCGGUGGAGCGUCUCCCCCUGGAGAAGGCCUUCCACCCCUUCAUUUCGGGCCCGCACAAUCGGCUGGUGCAGGAGCUGAGUCAGGAAACGGGCGCCCGCAUCAGCGUACCCCCUGCCAGCCUGCCCAAGGACGAGAUUGUCGUCACCGGGGAGAAGGAGGCCGUCGCCCUGGCGCUCGCCCGCAUCCGCGCCAUUUACGACGACAAGAAGAGGAAGACCACCACCAUCUCCGCGGAGGUGAAGAAGUCGCAGCACAAGUACAUCGUCGGCCCAAAGGGCAACACCCUGCAGGAGAUCCUGGAGGCCACGGGGGUGUCGGUGGAGAUGCCCCCGCCGGAUUCCGGCUCGGAGACCAUCAUCCUGAGGGGGGAGCCCGACAAGCUGGGCUCGGCCCUCACGCAGGUCUAUUCGAAGGCCAAAAGUGUGACGGUGAUGGAUGUGACGGCUCCGGCCUGGCUGCAUCGCUUCAUUAUUGGCAAAAAGGGACAAAACAUCGGGCGGAUAACACAGCAGCUGCCUCGAGUUCACAUUGAGUUCACCGACGGCGAGGAGCGCAUCAACCUGGAGGGGCCAACGGAGGAGGUGCGGCAGGCUCAGGCCCAGAUACGAGAAAUCAUCAGGGACCUGCUGGUGAGGAUGGACUACACUGAGAUCAUCGUAGACCAGCGUUUCCACAGACAUCUUAUCGGAAAGAACGGCACCAAUAUAAACCGGAUUAAGGAGCAGUACAAGGUGUCUGUGAGAAUCCCGCAGGACUCUGAGCGAAGCAGCCUGGUCCGGAUCGAAGGUGACCCCAAGGGCGUCCAGCUGGCUCGCAGGGAACUCAUUGAGAUGGUUCAAAGAAUGGAGAAUGAGCGGACCAAAGAUCUGGUAGUGGAGCGCAAGUUCCAUCGGACGAUCAUCGGCCAGAAGGGAGAGAAGAUAAAAGAAGUCCGAGACAAGUUCCCCGAGGUUAUCAUCAACUUCCCCGACCCGGCGCAGGAGAGUAACGUUGUUCAGCUGAGAGGGCCCAAGAGCGAGGUGGAGAAGUGCACAAAGUUCCUCCAGAGGAUGAUUGCCGACCUGAUGGAGAAUAGCUUCACGCUCUCAGUUCCCAUCUUCAAGCAGUUCCACAAAAACAUCAUCGGCAAAGGCGGCGCCAACAUCAAAAAGAUCCGCGAGCAGACCAGCACCAAGAUCGACUUGCCCACCGAGAACAGCGACUCCGAGAUGAUCGUCAUCACGGGUAAGAAGGGACACUGCGAGGCGGCCAGAGAUCGAAUCCUCGCCAUCCAGAGAGAACUGGCCAACAUCACAGAGACGGAGGUCGCCAUCCCGGCCAAGCUGCACAACUCCCUGAUCGGCUCCAAGGGCUGCCUGGUGCGCGCCGUCAUGGAGGAGUGCGGCGGCGUCCGCAUCCGCUUCCCUUCCGAGGGCUCGACUUCGGACAGGGUCACCAUCAGGGGGCCCGCCGGCGAGGUGGAGAAGGCCAAGAAGCAACUGCUGCGGCUGGCCGCGGAGAAGCAAGUCAACAACUUCACGGCCGAUCUGGAGGCCAAGCCCGAGUACCACAAGUUCCUGAUAGGGCGCGGCGGGGCCAACGUUCGCCGCGUGCGGGACAGGACGGGCGCGCGCAUCAUCUUCCCGUCGCCUGACGACCCCGAGCAGGAAGUCAUCACCAUUGUGGGGAAAGAGGAAGCUGUUCGCCAGGCACACAAGGAACUAGAAAGCCUGAUCAAAAGCCUGGAUGACGUGGUGGAGGACAGCAUGGAUGUGGAUGUACGCCACCACCGCCAUUUUGUGUGCCGCAGAGGCCGGGUGCUGCGCGAGCUGGCCGACGAAUAUGGCGGCGUGGCCGUCACCUUCCCCCGCACGGGGGCCAACAGCCGACGGGUUUCCCUGAAGGGAGCCAAGGACUGCGUGGAGGCCGCCAAAAAACGCAUACGGGAGAUCAUCAAGGAGCUGGUAGGCAGCGCUGACUUCAUUAGGAAGUGCCAUUUCAUUUUCAUGAUCCAAUGCAGUCAUCCUUCACUGAUUGUGGGUUUUUUUUUAAGAUAAUAAUC
Molecule: messenger RNA, 3337 nt
Organism: Syngnathoides biaculeatus (alligator pipefish)
Lineage: Eukaryota; Metazoa; Chordata; Actinopteri; Syngnathiformes; Syngnathidae
Product: vigilin-like
Exons: 21
Coding region: 645-3332 (895 amino acids)
Cellular component (GO): nucleus; cytoplasm
Molecular function (GO): mRNA binding
Source: RefSeq, a predicted model, not a curated record